AUGGCAAAGUCACGAAAAAUACCAACCGGCCGACUUCCGACACUGCGGUCUACACGACGGGCUGUCAUCGGCGAGUCUUCAUCCGUCUUCCCUGUCGCAUCAGCGGUUGCUCCACCCAUGGCCCAAUCAGAACCACUUUUGCCCGUUCCCAUUGCUUUUGCACCGCCGGCUCGAUCUUACACCACCAGCACCGCCGGUCGCUCCACGGCGGUCCGGGUAGACUACGAUGAGUCUCAUGCGGUUGUCACUCCGGUAAGUAUCACUACAACUCAUCCCUUAUUGACAACAAUAUUUCCCUCCAUUUUCACUAUACCUAUCACUACCACCAUCGGUGCCGGUCCGUCUACUUCACGAUUGCCGGCCGCCGUACCUUUUCCCCCUACAACAAAUAAACCCCUUUUUCUAGUCCUAACCACACCACCACCUACCAUUCCUACCUUUUCACCCAUACCAUCGCCUAUUAGCCCUCCACCCACACAACAACCUCCUAUACCCCUUCCAUCGACACCACUCGGCCCACCCACCAUACAUGAUUUCGACCUUAACCUUAGUGAUACCCUAGGGGAGGAGUUCCAAUUUGAUUUUGAAGAUAAUGCUUCCUCAAAUCUAGAAGAGUUGUUCCCUUUUUCUGUUCCUGAGACGAUGAAAGAGCAAACACAGAAACCCCAAGAGACUCAAACAGAGGAUGCUCCUCCUGCUGAGGAAACACCAGUCACUGCCCCGGUGGGCAGACUAUGA
This is a messenger RNA of Cynara cardunculus var. scolymus (artichoke), 738 nucleotides long. RefSeq lists its product as uncharacterized. The transcript has a single exon. NCBI's taxonomy places the organism in Eukaryota, Viridiplantae, Streptophyta, Magnoliopsida, Asterales, Asteraceae. The coding region runs from base 1 to 738 and encodes 245 amino acids. The record is from RefSeq and is a predicted model, not a curated record.